GCAGCCGGAAACGGGGAACGGUGGUCCGUCCCACGUUCCAGAUUCAGCGACCCAGAAUCGGAGUCGGGAACGAGGUAGGAUUCGGUAAGAUUCAUCUUAGAUUCGCGUCCCCAAAUAAAAGCUACAAUUCAGUUCCGUAUUAAGUCCCCAGCACUUGAUUAAUCACCCACGGCCGCCGUUUCUUUCGUCUCCCAAAACGACUCCUCGUUCUCCCAGAUUGACUCCUCGUUCCAGCAUGGUAAUCAAUGAAAUCACGAUCCCUUCCUCUAUAAGAGCUUCCGUUGGAUGGAUUUCUCCCCUAACAGAGGAGUUGCAGCUGAACCAGGCGCUGGCAACCUUGAGCUUCAGAAGUUCAACUUCAGAUCCCAGUUCUGACGACCUUGAGAUUCAGAGAUUGCAAUGGCGUUUGGGUCGAAACGUAAGCAACUAGAUGAUGAGAAUGAUGUCGAAGAGACUCACGGUGAUGGAGCUGAUGCUGAUCUUGGCCAUUCUGGUGAUGAGUCAGCCGAAGAAGAAGAUGAUUCAGCCGACCAAGGUAGUAUAAAAGUUGCUAAACCCCUUCAUGAUGAGGUAGUUCUUCUCGAUGGACCCAAAGCGAAGAACUCUGGUGGAUCAAGACCAUGGAGAUGCAAGCAUUGUAAUAAGAAAUUUACAAGUAGUUAUACAAGAAUUCAUCACCACUUCUUUGGUCCUGGACCUGGCAAGCCACCACAGAUUGGGCGCUGCUCUGUCGCAAAUGAUCGUGCCAAAUAUAAGAAAAUAUAUGACAAGUAUCACAAAGCUGAGAAAGGACAACCUUCAGGCUCGGUGCCAACCAAGCCAUUAGAAAAAGCCUUUGCUGGGAUGGAAAGAGAUGCAGUGGACGUGCAGAUCAUGAUGUUCCUUUGUGCUAAUGGAAUUCCCUUCAAUGUGUUAAGAAGUCCACAGUAUUAUGAAAUGGUAGCAGCCAUCCAGAAAGCACCAAAGGGAUACAAACCUCCUGGCUAUGAGAAGGCCAGGACUACCCUUCUAGAUGCAUGUAAAAGAAAGGUGGAGAGUGACUUAGCUCCAGUCAGAGAUACAUGGUAUACCCAUGGUGUUUCUGUUGUUUCUGAUGGAUGGACAAAUAUGAAGAACAAACCAUUAAUAAAUGUCAUGGCCUCAAAUAGUCGUGGUUCAAUGUUUCUAUACGCUGAAGACUUCUCCGGAGAAGUGAAGACAGGUGAAGCCAUUGCACAAUUCUUAUUGCAAGCCAUUGAGGAGAUUGGCCCGUCCAAUGUUCUUCAAGUCAUCACCGAUAAUGCAUCUAAUUGCAAAGUUGCAGGAAGAGAAAUUCAGAGGGUACAUAAGCAUAUAUUCUGGUCUCCAUGUGUGGUUCAUACACUGAAUCUAGUGUUCAAAGAUUUUGCAAAUAAGUUUGCUUGGAUGGUUGAUACAUAUCAGACUGCGAAAGUAACUGUAAAGUUCUUUAGGAACCACCAGCACUUUCUAAAUCUCUUUAGAGGUAAUUCCGAGUUGGAUCUUUUGAAAGUCACAAAAACUAGAUUUGCAAGCCAUUAUAUUUUGCUGAAGAGGCUUAUGGACGUGAGAGAGGCACUUACAACUACAGUUGUCACAAACAAGUGGAAAGAGUUGGUUAAGUCUUCUGAUGGACAAACAAGAGAUGCAGCAAAUGCCAUUGUCCAAAAUAUUAUGGAUGAAAUAUUUUGGGAUGAAGUUCAAGUCAUCCUUGAUAUCACAAAACCAUUGUAUAUGGUGAUCAAGUUCAGCGAUGGAGAAGGUCCAAAAGCUGGUGACAUAUAUGAAAAAAUGGACAACAUGCUUGGCCAAAUAAAAGAAGUCAUGACAAAGGAAGAUAACCCUCACAGGAAUGAUUGGAAUGAGGUUGAGACAAUUAUUAUUGAGCGGUGGGCAUAGAUGAACUGGCCAUUUCAUUGCUUAGCUUUUGCUCUUUCUCCAAAAUAUUAUGAUAAAGCCUAUCUUGCAACUCCUGCUCCUAGUGGUGGUCAAAGGAAAGCUCCAAACGAGGACACUGAAGUUAUCCAGGGUGUUAUGGAUGCUCUGAAUAGAAUCGCAGAAGAUGAAAAUGAGUUUGCUCUUUUGCGUGAGGAGUUUAACACCUUUAUAAUGAAGAAAGGUUUGUUUGCAAUGGCAGUUGUUCAAGCUGAUGCUGCCACUAUGAAUGCCAUAGAUUGGUGGUUCAAUUAUGGUGCACAAACUCCACAUUUAAAUGAGGUGGCAAAGAAAGUAUUGUCUCAGCCAAUAAGUAGCUCCUCUGCUGAAAGAAACUGGAGUACCUACUCAUUCAUACAUAGUGUGAAGAGAAACCCUCUGAACGCAAAGACAGCUGAUAAACUUGUCUACAUUCAUGCAAAUGAGCGUCUUAAGAGAAGGUUUUCAGAGGGCUAUAAUUCAGGUCCACAUUAUAAGUGGGAUGUUGAUCCUGAUAAUAGUUUGUUGGAGGAUUCAAGCUUGAAGCUUGAGCAGCUGCGUUGGGCUAGCUUGGAGGAUGAACCUGCUGAAGUUGAACCACCAAGAAAAGUUCGGAGGACUUGAAUUUCGAAUUUCGAAUUUUAAUGUUAAGUUCAGUAUUUUGUUACUUUGGUUUGUCAGAAUUUCAAAUUUUAAUGUUAAGUUCAGUUUUGUA
Molecule: messenger RNA, 2626 nt
Organism: Lolium perenne
Lineage: Eukaryota; Viridiplantae; Streptophyta; Magnoliopsida; Poales; Poaceae
Source: RefSeq, a predicted model, not a curated record